AUGUCUGUCUCAGACGAGGAAUUGCAAAGGAUUUUCGCAGAGGCCCAAGUGCGUAUGCAGGAGACGAAUCGUCAAUUAGCUCUAGUAAGGAGCCAACUAUCUACCAAGCAACGGGACAAGCGGGUUGGAGAACUGACUGCCAAGGAAUUAUCUGCAUUGGGAAGCGAUGUUGCAACAUACAGGGCCAUUGGCAAAAUGUUUAUUCAAGCUGAUUUGGGUCUCUUGAAAAAGGAACUCGCAGCAAAGACUGCUGAUGCAGAAAAGGAGACCAAGGCACUAGAACGAACUCAGACUAGACUCGAAAAGGAAUUUGAACAAGCUCAGAAUAUGAUCAAGGAUAUAUUACAUGCUCGAAAGUUGACUGCUGCUAAUGCCUGA
Synchytrium microbalum is the source of this 378-nucleotide messenger RNA. RefSeq lists its product as uncharacterized. Gene Ontology annotation, molecular function: protein folding chaperone. Bases 1 to 378 code for a protein of 125 amino acids. Gene Ontology annotation, biological process: protein folding. Gene Ontology annotation, cellular component: prefoldin complex; cytoplasm. The record is from RefSeq and is a predicted model, not a curated record. NCBI's taxonomy places the organism in Eukaryota, Fungi, Chytridiomycota, Chytridiomycetes, Synchytriales, Synchytriaceae. The transcript has 3 exons.